Molecule: messenger RNA, 3951 nt
Organism: Mauremys mutica (yellowpond turtle)
Lineage: Eukaryota; Metazoa; Chordata; Testudines; Geoemydidae
Product: IgGFc-binding protein-like
Exons: 7
Coding region: 1-3951 (1316 amino acids)
Molecular function (GO): protein binding
Source: RefSeq, a predicted model, not a curated record
AUGGUAGGGGCCAAAAUCUUCGACAACACAGUCGUUGUCCGUGCUGACAAUGAUGUCUCUGUCCUCUCACUCAACUCCAAACCCAACUCGGCCGACACCACCCCCGUCUACCCAGUGCAGAGCUUGGGAACAGAGUAUUACGUUGUCACACCGAUCAUGGGCACGGAUCGCUUUGGAGAGUUUGCCAUCGUGGCCUGGGAGGGCCCCACUACAGUUGAUGUGCACCUGAAAGGGGCUGUCAUUUUUCAAGGAAAGACGCACUUCGGAGGGAGCAGGCUUACCAUCAAGCUGGAGGCAAACCAGGCUGUCCAGCUGCAGAGCCCAGUGGACAUAUCUGGCACCAAAAUCAUUUCCCAGAAGCCUGUGGCUGUCUACGUUGGACACACCUGCGUGACAAGAUCCAACCAGUGUGACCACGUGUCUGAGCAGCUCCUGCCUGUCUCCAGCUGGGGGACCACCUUCAUCGUGCCCCCGUUAUCCUUUGAGAUGCAGGGUGAUAUCGUCUACGUCUCCACCUCCCAAGCAACUGAGGUGGAAGUUCAAGUUGGGAUGAGCAAGAGCAGCAUGAGGCUGCUAGCUGAGAAUGCUGUGCAGUACAGAACCCCUAGCUCCAAUGCCUUGUACUUCUCCGCUAGCGCUGGGAUCCAAGUCAUCUUCUUCUGUGAUGGUGGCACCAAAGGAAACAUCAGAUACGACCCCUUCUUCAUGGCCAUCCCAGCCAUCUCGAGCUAUUGCCAGUCCUAUCACAUCUACGGGCACAACGAGUUUGAGAACUACGCGCUGAUCAUCGUCAAGACAUUGGAGUCCGCUGGGGUCACCGUUGAUAAGAGACCACUGCGUAAUGUCCUGUGGAAGCCAGUUCCAGGCACAGAAUAUUCUUGGGCUGAAUACAGCCUUGGCAAAGGGUUCCAGGUCCGUAACGUGGAGCACGCCAGCUCCCCCUUUGGCCUCCUGAGCAUUGGGAUCGGAAACCAGAAGGCGUACGGCUCCCCAGCCAUUUGUGCCAGCGUCCUGCCCUGCCCUGAGAACAGCCACUACGAGGCCUGUGGGAACGCCUGCCCAGCCAGCUGCUCUGACCGAACUGCCCCCUCCUCCUGCCGGGAGCCCUGCGCGGAGACCUGCCAGUGUAACGAUGGUUACGUCCUCAGCGCUGGCCAGUGCGUCCCCAUGGGGAGCUGCGGAUGCGACUAUAACGGCCGAUACUACAAACCCAGCGAGGAGUUCUGGGCUGAUGAGAACUGCCGCUCUCGGUGUAGAUGUGACCCCAGCUUGGGCACAGUAGUUUGCCAGGAAACCAGCUGCAAGAGCAAUGAAAGAUGCGUCAUUGUGAACGGUGCCCACCGCUGUAAAGCAACUACCUACUCCACCUGCAUAGGUACUGGAGACCCUCACUACACCACCUUUGAUGGGAAGAAGUAUGAUUUCCAAGGCACCUGCAUCUACCAGUUCGCAGCUCUCUGCUCCGAGGACGCCACACUCACCCCGUUCAACGUCAAAGUGGAGAACAACAACCGAGGCAGCAAGGCCGUGUCCUUCACCAAAACAGUGACCUUAGAGGUCUACAACGUGACCAUCAGCAUGAGCCAGGAUCAUCCACGCAAGAUGCAGGUGGAUGGCGUUUUUGUGGACCUGCCCUUCUCCCACCAGCACAAGUUCAAGGCCUACAUCAGUGGCGUUCAUGGUUUCAUCAAGACCGACUUCGAUCUGAGAGUGAGCUUCGACUGGUACAGCUACGCCAGGGUCAUCAUACCCAAUACGUACGCCAACGCUGUCUGCGGCCUUUGUGGCAAUGCCAAUCAGGACCCCAGCGACGAUUUGACCAUGAAGGAUGGAACUCAGACAUCUGAUGAGAUUCAGUUCGCCGACAGCUGGAAGGUUGGUGACGUCCCGGGGUGCUCGUCUCGCUGUACCGGGGACUGCUCAGUCUGCAGUGAGGCUCAGAAACAAACCUACAAGGGAGACCAGUAUUGUGGGGUCCUCACCCGACAGAUCGGGCCAUUCAGACAGUGCCACGGGGCCAUCGACCCAGCUCCCUUCUUUGAUGAUUGUGUCUUUGAUACCUGCCACUACAAGGGUCAUCGUGACACUCUGUGCAGCGCAAUCAGUGCCUAUGUGACAGCCUGCCAGGCCAGGGGCAUCCGGAUAGGGCAGUGGAGAUCGGCCUCAUUCUGCAGCCUCACCUGUCCCCGGAACUCUCACUACGAAUUCUGUGGGAGCAGCUGUCCUGCCACCUGCCACAGGCCCUCGGCUCCGGACAGCUGUGAGGAGCCCUGUGUGGAAGGGUGUUUCUGCGACCCCGGAUUCAUCCUCAGUGGAGACCGGUGCGUCCCCAUCACGCAGUGUGGCUGUGUGCACCAGGACAGGUACUACCAGAAGGGAGAAGAGUUCUAUACCAGCGCCUCCUGCCAGGAGCGGUGCCAGUGCCAAGAGAACGGGGUCGUCGAGUGCCAGGAGGCCUCCUGCGGAGCCAAUGAGGAGUGCAAGGUGGAGAAUGGAGUCCUGGGCUGCCACCCGAUGGAGUAUGGAAUAAGUGUAGUCUCCGGUGACCCUCACUACAUCUCAUUUGAUGGACAGGCCUUCGACAUCCAGGGCUCUUGCGCUUACACCUUAGCCAAGGUCUGCAGCAGUGACCCCCGGCUGGUGGAAUUUUCCGUGGUGGUUGAGAACGAGAGCAUUGGUGGUGGCCGUGUGGCUCAGACGAGGGCAGUGGUGGUCUCUGUGCAUGGUUACACCAUCUCCCUGGAGAGGGGGAGGAAGUGGAAGGUGGAGGUUGGUGGAGAGCUCUACACUCUCCCACUGGCUAUGGACGAUGGGAAACUUCAGAUCAACCAGGAAGGGAACAACAUCAUUGUCCAGUCUGCCUCUGGCCUCCAAGUCUUUUAUGACACUGCCUCCUACCUCCUAGUGUCCAUCCCCAGCACCUAUAAGGGACACAUGUGCGGUCUGGCUGGCAAUUUCAAUGGUGACAAAAAUGAUGACUUCCUGCUGCCCAAUGGAAAGAGCACUCAAAGUCUGAGUGAGUUUGUCGCCUCCUGGAAGGUGCCUGUUGAUGGUGCCAUGUGCUCCGAUGGCUGCGGUGAGAGAUGCCCCAUCUGUGAUGGGGCCCAGACAGCACCAUACCAGUCUGAGCGCUCCUGUGGGCUGAUCAGAGCCACCUCAGGUCCCUUCAGAGAUUGUCACUCGCUGGUCAGCCCUGCCGAGUACUUCAACCACUGUCUCCACGACAUGUGUGCUACCAACGCGACGGGAGAGACCCUCUGCCAGAGCCUCCAGGCCUACGCGGCCGCAUGCCAGACAACUGGAGCCAAGAUCAGAGCCUGGAGAACAGCCUCCUUCUGCCCCCUUGCCUGCCCACUCAACAGCCACUAUGAGCUGUGCACCAAGUCCUGCGAUUUCACCUGUGCUGGCUUGUCUGCCCCUGCUCAGUGCACCCAGAAUUGCUUUGAAGGCUGCCAGUGCAAUACUGGCUACAUGUUCGAUGGGGAGGGGUGCGUGUCCAUGGACAGGUGCGGCUGCAUGCACGAUGGACGCUACAUCAAGUCCAGGGAGAAUGUCAUCUCCAGUGAUUGCUCAGAGAAAUGCACUUGCCACCCAUCAGGUGGGCUCAUCUGUGAGAAAAACAGCUGCCCCACUGGAGAGAUCUGCGUGCUCAGGGAUGGGAUGCAUGGAUGCGUGAAACAGGAAGGCCGGUGCAUGGUCUCUCCGGGUGCUUACCUCACCACCUUUGAUGGUGCCAAGGGGAAACUCCUCUACAGUGGGACGUACAAAGUGGCCUCACUCUGUGACGAGAGCUCUCCUGCCUGGUUCAAGGUGGUGGUAGACAUCAGCGAAUGCACCAAUGACGCAAUACCAGCUGGUGCAGCCAUCUUUGUUUUUUUCCGAGAAGCUCUUGUCACUGUGAACAAUAACAUGGAGACCUGGGUAAGAGGGGGUUGGGUUGAAACAUGCUGA